CACCGAAUAGCGUUGCCUCAAAGUGCCAAAAGCUGUGCCCCAAAACAGGGCUAGAGCCUAAUGCCUUCAUCGGACGACAACCGCCGCCGCCUCAUCGCCGCUGCAGAUCCGCCGGAAAAGGGCUCCGAUUCUAAAGCCGAGCCCGAAAUCGAUGAUGAUGAUGACGAUGAAUAUGAAUAUGAAGAAAUAGAAGAAGAAGUGGAGGUGGAGGAGGAGGUAGAAGUAGAAGUAGAAGAAGAAGACGACGACGACGACGAGAUAGGUGAAGAUUUAUCAGAUUCACCCAUCGAUGAAGAUAGAAAAGAUGAUAGCGAAGGUAUGGAGUCCGUGGGGCAUGAAGAGCAAUUAAGAUCACUUUCUUCUACUCCAGAAAGACCUAUAGCAAAUCUACAACCAUAUGGCAGUCCGAAAUUUUCUGGUCCAGGUGAGACAAGACAAAAGGAAGAACCAUGCAUCAAUAUUGAGGAUUCCAAGUUUCCAAGGAUAGGAAAGCACCAGGUUACUUCUGAUGACAAUGGACUUCAAGAAUCCACUGCUGAUAAGAAUGAUUCUGGAAUGCUUCCAGGAAAGGGAACCCCUAAAAACCAUGAUGAUGCACAUUAUGAUAGCAAGGUUCAUCUGUGCAAUAGUAGUGUUAUUAGUUCCGAGAACACUAAGCCCUUCAGUGUUUCUGGUAAAGAAGUGGCUGCUUCAAUUUCGAUUAGAGAUGGCUCCGGUGAGGAGGAUAAGGCCAUUAUGUAUUCUGAGGAUGAAAUUAUGGAAAUGAGCAUGCAGCCUAGGGAGGAUAUGGAGCAAAGGACAUCAAGGUUUUCCAGAUUGGCUGUGCGCCAGAUAAGGCCCAGAAAUUUGUCCCCUGGUGCAGAGUUUAAGGAUGAAAACAAGCGACCAGCAGUUAUAUGUGACUUUUUUGCUAAAGGUUGGUGCAUUAAAGGGAAUUCAUGUAGGUUCCUCCAUAAAAAAGAUUUUGCGAAUGUCACUAGCCAAAGGCCUGAGGGUGAUGUAACUGCUGGAAAUCAGAAAAGUGAACUCCCGGCUGAUGAAGGCUUGGGAGAUGGUACUGAGAGCUUGGGGCUACCUGGUUUCCCUGAUGCAGCAGUUUCUUCGGUUACAUAUAGUACUUCAUUUUCUUCGGAAAGGAUCCCGUCACUGGAAGAUCGAGAAAACCAAGGGUUGAACCAGUCUGGUGAGAUGCACAAGUUUCUCUCUCUUCAAAGAGAGGAAUCUUCUUCUGGGGUUUCCCCUGAUUCCCGAGAAUUGCUAUUACGUAAAGAUAAUUCUAGGUCUAUCUCUCCUCUUAAGGAUGGUGGAAGAGGGAGUUUGAGACAAAAUUGGUGGUCCGAUGAUUAUGGAAACUAUGCUCCACCUAUUGUUAAAGGCAGUUCUCCAGUCCGUGGGAGGAGCUUGGUACUUGAGCAAAAAUCUUUCUCAAGUAGCUCAAAUACAUGGUCAGAUACAUACAGAAGCACUGGGGUUCCCUCUUCUGCAACAAGUUUGGAAGAAAUGACUGGUAAGAGAGGCCUGUAUAUAAUCAAUGAUCGACAAAGUUCGCCAAUGUUAAGCCAUCUUAUGAGUUCAAGCUUAAGCACUUCUCUACAGUCUACUGGCAUGUUGCCGUCACAACAUAUUUCAGCUUGGACAAGCUCAUCUUUGUCAUUUAGUUCUUUCAAUAUGGAUCCACUUGGUGCUCAGAAGCCUUUGGACAGUGAUAAAGAACAUCAUGCUCUUGGAUCUGCUUUCUCGCUGCGCAGUUCCUCGUCAUUCUCUGGUUCUAAAUCAGAUAACUUUUCUCUAACCAAUAGUUCUGGGGAUUCAAUGCUCUUAGCUGGACGUAAAACAAAUUUUUCUUCCAAUGACUGGGAGCCAUCUGUUCCUUUUCGACCAUCAUUUUUUAUUACUCCUCAAAAUAGAUCAUCUCCGGGAAGCCAGUACGACCCUAUUCGUGAUAGCAUUGAGCAACCCAGCUUAGGAGAUGGGUUCCCAAGAUUUUCCUUCUCUAGUCAAGGGACAUCCCUCCAGAGUGCACAUCAGCAUGUAGAUGAUGAUCCUGUUUUAACAGGGACCCUUGGCACAGAUUAUAAUUCUGAAAAACAUUCUAUAUCUGGUCAUCAGAAAUUCCAUGACAAUGUGAUGGACAAGAACUUUUAUAGAAAGGAUUUGCUUACAAGUGAAGCAGAAACUAAUGGAACUUCUGCUGCUGAACAGAAAAAUGGAAAUACCUUUCCCAUUGAAGAGAAGCUCUUGAACCCUGCUCAUGUUAAAGACACUAUGAAAGCAAAUAAAAAAAAUAUUGAUCAUGGACUUCAAAACGAUAGGCCGAGACACAGGAAGGAAAUAAAAGUUGACCGGAGUAGAGCAAACAAUGAAGUUGAUGUUGACCUUAUGAUAAAUGGGGAAGGGCACAAGGAACCAAAAGCACUUAAACAUUUUCGUGCUGCUCUUGUAGAUUUUGUGAAAGAAUUGGUGAAACCAACUUGGCGUGAGGGUCUUCUGAGCAAGGAUGGUCACAAAAUGAUAGUUAAGAAAGCAGUUGAAAAAGUCCUUGGCACAUUGCAACCCCAACAGAUUCCAAGUACUGUGGAAUCAAUUAAGCAGUAUCUUUCUUUAUCCCAACCGAAAAUUACGAAGCUUGUUGAGGGAUAUAUUGAGAAGUACGGCAAAUCUUGAGCGGGCUAGGCCUAUUGGCAUUCCAUUGUAUGGUGUCCUAUACAUUCUACCAACUCGAAAGUCAUGGACAUUUGCUCUACCAACUUGAAAGUCAUGGGCAUUCCUUUCGGGCUAUCUUCUUGACUAUUUAUAUCUAGGAUUGAAACUUGUGUGGACUAUUAGGAAUUUUUCUAUGAGAUGUUUUGUUUUGUGGAUGAUAUCCCCUUUUUAGCCUUUGGAAUAUAAUGAGAAUCAUGGUUUGUAGUUGCGGUUUUUUA
Messenger RNA from Cornus florida, 2921 nucleotides. Its product is annotated as protein FRIGIDA-ESSENTIAL 1-like. Gene Ontology annotation, molecular function: metal ion binding. The transcript is spliced from 5 exons. Bases 61 to 2664 code for a protein of 867 amino acids. NCBI's taxonomy places the organism in Eukaryota, Viridiplantae, Streptophyta, Magnoliopsida, Cornales, Cornaceae. The record is from RefSeq and is a predicted model, not a curated record.